GCUCGGGACCCUGCGGGAACGGAUUGCGCUCACACGGCCUGUGCGACGCCCAAGGACAGCUUGGAGGGAAGGUGCUGCUCUAACCGAGGAGUCGUGCAUCUUGGAGCCAAGCCUCUGGCCGGCCCCCAGCACCUGGCGUGUGCGUGCCGCGGGUGAGCCGGACGCCAGUGGGCUCUCUCCCCGCCUGUGCGAGAACGUCCUAGGAGCAAGGCCAAGUCGUCACAGGAGGCCGGCGAGCUGGAGGACCUUGCCAUUCCUUGAUCGCUCUUCUGGUGGGUACAUGCGAAGAUUUCUUGCCAGCUUAGUGUGGAAACCAUUGAUCACCUUGCCCUCGUUUCUGCCUGUUUUGUGUCAGCGCGAGAGAGUGCCCAAAUGAGCAAGAUAGCACAGCAGAGCAGUACUCCGGGGAUACGCGUUAUUCAUACUCAGGCUCAUGCCAGCGGCUUACAGCAGGUUCCUCAGCUGGUGCCUGCUGGCCCGGGGGGAGGAGGCAAAGCCGUGCCCCCAAGCAAGCAGAGCAAAAAGAGUUCGCCCAUGGAUCGCAACAGUGAUGAGUAUCGUCAGCGCAGAGAGAGGAACAACAUGGCUGUGAAAAAGAGCCGCUUGAAAAGCAAGCAGAAAGCACAGGAUACGCUGCAGAGAGUGAAUCAGCUCAAAGAAGAGAAUGAACGGUUGGAGGCAAAAAUUAAAUUGCUGACUAAGGAGUUAAGCGUACUGAAAGAUUUGUUUCUUGAGCAUGCACACAACCUUGCAGACAACGUGCAACCCACUAGCACUGAAAAUACAACAGCAACUUCUGAUAGUGUGGGACAGUAGACCUCACUCACCCCUUCCCGACUUCACGACUUGUGGCUUGAACGCUAAAGGUGUGACUACCUGCACCGCUCGCAUCAGUGGCCGAACAUUGUCUUGUUCAUCAUUCAGAGAUCCACUGAAGGUUGUUUUCUAGGAUCAGCACUGAAGAGUUGAUUAGCUAAAAAUGUUAGCCAUGUAAUUUGGAUAUCUAGUUUUAAAUGAUACGAUUUUUUUUGUGGGGAUAAAGCAAAUUUUUAAGGUAUAUGGUAAAAAGAAAACCAAAAAACCAAGAGCCCUAGACCUUGAUGUUCUUAAUAAACCCUCACUUCCCAAGAAAUGCUUCUUUUUUAGGUUGAUAAAAGGAAUGGGGAACUAGCAGGUCCUGCAGGAGGGUCUUGGUUUUAUUGGAGAUGAUUAAUUAGGCUAAGAAAAGUUGAAUGCCAUCUAUGUUAAUGUAUUUGUGAUUUUUUUUCUAAAUUAUGUAUUAAAAAUCCUUAGGGCUCUAGAAAUCAAUCACUUUGUAAUUUGGAGUGAUUUUAUGUAUGACGUGAACCUUGUUUUAGCCUAAUUUGUUUUCCCCCAACAAGUGUAGUUUUUGAGUAGCAGUGCCAGGUUAAGUAAAUUCCAUUGUGUUUUAAGGCAGUAUAUAUCCAGUUGGCUUAAAAAUACAAAUAAUUAGGAGGCAAAUAGGUUUCCUAAAAAUAAAGGUAAAGCAUAUUAGAAUUAUGCUUUCAGGAUACCUUUGGGUUAUUAGAUUCGCAUUAUUUUGUUUUAUAACAACAAAAAACCCCCAAGAGUUUAGAGAUAAACUUGUGUACCAAAAUUUUUGUUUCCAGUAAGUGAAUAUUUUUAAAAUACCAUUUUGACAGCUAAGUUAGUAGACAGAUGCCUUAACAGUUUAGUAAUUGGGAUUUAGGUAGUUUCUCCUGUGUCUAAAUAUCUGCAAUGGGGCCAUGAUUUUUAAAGGCAAAAAUUUCUUUGAAGGAUCAUUUGGCGUUUGAUCUUAACCAAGUGAUUAUUAGAACAAUAUAUCAUCGACUGUAUGCCGUCUCCCAAGAUAAUAGUCUAAGAAAACUUGAAAGCGUAAGGUCUAACCUUUAAUUUAUUUCAUUUAAAUACAUCUUUUUAUAUUGUUCUUGUGACGCUUCUUUUUCUAGUUAGUGGGCUCUUCUAGACUUUUUGUACCACUGCUUCUGUUUGUUCAUUUGUAUGCUUUUGUGUCCCAUAAAUUAUUUUAGAAAGAAAAUACUGAUAAAACUCAGGAUAAUGACAUUUUUGUUGAGACUAAAAAAAUGGCAAUCACAAGUCGGGGAUCGCUAGGGUCUGGUUCAUAGCAGUGUUGGUGGUUUUGAUUGUUCUUGUAGAUUUCUUUUUUUCUUUUUUUUUUUUAAAGCACAAUUCUAGCUCAGAUUUGUUGGCAUUUGUGUGUGUGUGUGUGUGUGUGUGUGUGUGUGGCUGGGCUGGUGACAAGAGGCUGAGUCCCAUCUGAGUAAAAAAGUGUGUGUUACCAGGUAUCUAAUUUGAACAUGGCCACUUAUUUUUUGACCAUAUGGUUUCAUACUAGGGCCUGGAACAGUGUAACCAGGAUGUAACCCGAGUUGCACGUUGGGCUGGUGCAAGAGUGCUGUCUGUACCCCUGGGGCAGGCGAAAAUACCACCGUGACCUGCAACUCAGCAAAGCCAUUAUUGCGGCCAUGAGCCUCUGCCGCAUGUGACUGGAACCCAGUGUUGUUCCGUGAGAGCUACUGUCCCAGGAGGGGUGACUCCCUGGAGUGCCAGGAGGCAGGAUGGAGGUUUCUGUUAGGGUCCAACACCAGUUUACUUCGGCUGGAGUAUCAGUCUACUUCUGGGUUGACAGAUAUUUUGACUAGGAGGUAACCCACAGAAUCCUACUGAAUCUUUAAUAGCUGAUUGAUGUUAUAUAAUUAACCUAAUUAGAGGUGCAGUUAGGUCCCCCGAAUUUUUAGGCUCCACAUUGUAGUCCCUUGUUCACUAAAAAAAUGUCUUUCAGAAAUUGUCCCUAUGGAAUUUAUGGUCACCAGUUAGGUGAACUGACUUAACUGUCUUGGAAAAGCAGCUUCAGGGAAAUCGUCAGGGGUGUGCACUUGAGAUUUCAAAUCAGAACAUUGAAUUGAAACUUCUGGAACAAAUGGUUCACGCUUUCCGGUUACCGUGCACAUCAGAACUUGAGCACAAGCGGUCACGUGUGCAUCGGACAGAAGGGUUAACCGUCGUCUUGAUUCUCACUGAAGUGUCUGGGAAUGAAAGUUUUCAGUUUGAUAGAUGUAGGAGUAUCACUGAGGGAAACCAGGUGUGGGGGAUGGGAAGUCUAGAGCUUUGGGAUUUAUAAAAUGGCUUUUGUAAGUCCUGUAGGUCACACAUAUGACCCAUUAGGCUUUGAUCUGCCUUUGCCGGCAGGUCCAGUGGUUUAGGAAUUAGGCUUUUAGGGUCAAUGUCUGGCUGCAUCUGAGUCCGCGAUGGAGGCGGGUGCUUUCCGGCUGGUGUUGGCAGCAGGUGGUGAGGUGGGAGCGGCUCCUCUGCUGUCUGGCCCCUUUCGGUGGCUGGAAUGGGAGCUCAGAGACUUUGGACAGUCUUACUAAGUAGUAGUAAGAUCCUAAUAAAAUAUGACCGGAUUUUUGAAAUUUAGGGCCACAAGUGUGACACUCUGCAGUUCACGAUGAAAAGUAGUAUGUGCAGUUUAAUAUUUGGUAUUAAAUCAGCCUCCGAGGUUUCUCAGUCCCCAUGACAGGGCCUGACACUUUGUACCUGAACAACCCAGUUAGCACUCAGCGUGCUUUUUUCGAUGCCUUAGAGAUAGGAAGCAACUUUUCUGUUUGACAAAAGCUCGGGAGGGGAAAGUCCAUUCUAUAGCUGUUAGACCUCCUCUCAGGAAAAAGUCCUCAACUUGUUCCUUUUUUUUUUUUUUGUUCCUGGCUUUCCUCGGUUUGUGAGAUUACUCUAUUUUUUUAAAUAUAAUUUUAUUUCUUUCAAUGAAUUUGAAAUAAAAAAAACUUUGGAAUAAUGAC
This is a messenger RNA of Canis lupus familiaris (dog), 3821 nucleotides long. RefSeq names its product CCAAT enhancer binding protein gamma (gene CEBPG). Gene Ontology annotation, molecular function: RNA polymerase II cis-regulatory region sequence-specific DNA binding; DNA-binding transcription factor activity, RNA polymerase II-specific. The record is from RefSeq and is a predicted model, not a curated record. NCBI's taxonomy places the organism in Eukaryota, Metazoa, Chordata, Mammalia, Carnivora, Canidae. Gene Ontology annotation, biological process: DNA-templated transcription; regulation of transcription by RNA polymerase II. The transcript has 2 exons. The coding region runs from base 373 to 816 and encodes 147 amino acids.